AUCAUCAGAGAGCAUGUCUUGAACCUCCUCCCAGCUUCGACUGCCCAGGGUAUUCUGCGUGAUAUUGACGUAACAGAUCUGAUGAACUCCACUGUAUUUACACCCCAGCAAAAAGCUUACAAAUGGGUUCGACAGGAUCCAAACCUCAGCAACUACACCAACGAGAGGAUUGUACAGCGCUUUGCCCUGGCAACUUUCUACUAUUCCACCGGCGGUUCGCAGUGGGAUGCAAAGGACAACUGGCUCACUUAUAAUGAUGUGCAUGAAUGUGACUGGUUCUCUAAGAACACGUAUGGGUUCAUCCCUCUUGCUUUUACUGUGCCCCGCCCUCUUUUUGUCAACGAGUCCGUAACAGGUCCCAUUGAUGGAGUCCCUUGCAAGGACCAGCAGUAUGAGCACCUGUGGCUUAAUCACAAUGGCAUGUAUGGGCAGAUUCCAGAGGAAAUGUACUUGCUCACAAAUCUCAAAAGCAUAUCACUGGACCGCAAUGACCUUACAGGCACAAUCUCAGCAAAUAUUGGCCAGCUGACCAGGUUGGAGGAACUGGAUUUGUAUUCCACCUCAGUUGAUGGUACCAUUCCAUCGGAAAUCGGGCUAUUGCCUCUGAAGGUACUCUUUCUGAUAGUUAAUCUUCUUUCAGGCCAAAUUCCUAGUGAAGUGGGUCUGCUUACAGAACUAAGACAGGUAUUGCUGGACACAAAUUUAAUGACAGGGCCUAUACCACCGGAGAUGGCAUUUCUAUCAAAGUUGGAGAAAUUUUCCAUCUGGCAGAAUGCUAUCACGGGCAGUGUGCCAAAUGUUGCUUUUCAGUGGCCUGGACUUUUUUCAGUAGAGCAGAAUCUUCUAUCUUCCACAAUUCCCACAGAGCUCGGCUUGUCAAAGCUCACUGGAUUUGCAGUUUGGAACAACGGAAUCACAGGCUCAAUUCCAUCAGAGGUUGCGCUGAUGACCGACUUGGUUCAUCUUGGGGUCGCCAAUAACCUGCUUAACGGCACUAUACCCACGGAGCUAGGCAGCCUUUCCCUGCGGGAUACUCUUCAAGUCCACAACAACCAACUCACAG
Molecule: messenger RNA, 1063 nt
Organism: Seminavis robusta
Lineage: Eukaryota; Bacillariophyta; Bacillariophyceae; Naviculales; Naviculaceae
Source: the annotation of a GenBank genome assembly